UCUAGACUUUGGAGGAAGUGUCAUAUUUCCGGCAGCCCGUGAAGGCGCCGCAGACCACAUCCAUUAGCCUUCAUUACCGGACUGGAGAGGACCGAGCGGCGCCGUGAAGCGUGCACACAGAAACCGGGGCGGAUAAAAACACAGCACUUACGUUCGCUAGAUGAUGGAGGAGAGGAGUCGAGCCGUCUUGGCCGUGAUGUUUCUCCUCGCCGCGAGUCUGUCCGGCGGCGACGGGUCGGACUGCAGCCCGUCCACCACAGAGACAAACGGCGCGGUGCGUUUACUGUCGGCUGUGGUCGAUUCACAGAGAGCCGAGCAGAGCCAGAGGCAACACCUGGAGGCUCUGUUCAACAGAUAUGGAGAAAACGGGACCAUCUCUCUGGCCGGUUUAAAGCGUCUCUUACAGAACGUGGGGUUGGAUCGCAUCAGGACUGUUAUGGUGCAACAUCACGAGCAACCAGGCCACCACGAUCAUCAUCAUCAUCAUCACCACCACCACCACGAAGGUGAUCACCAACAUCACCACCAUCUGCACGACAACACGCAUCACCAGAAGCACGGCCGUGUCGAACCCUCGCAGCCCAGAAAGUUUCCAAAGACCCCCGAGGUCUCAAAAGAUCAGGACAGCCAUCACAACCUGCACGACAGGAAGGCCGUAGCAGCGGCGCAGGAGGUCGGCACCACGGCGGUGUACGGCGCCCAGCUGGCGGCGAAACCAGAGGAAGCUCAUAAGAGACAAGACAGCGGCCCGGAACAACUCAGUCCUGCAGGGGAGGAAACCACCAGGGCGUCUGCCAGACUGGUCACCGAAAGCCAGAUACACGUAGCUGCAGUCAGCCGGGGGGAUCAUCUUAACCACGAUCACAGCCACGACCACGAUCACGAUCACGCUAAUCACCACGACCACAUGAGCCAGGAUCUUCCCCGCAACCGAAGCGUGGGCAGUGCAGAGUGUCUGAACGCCUCCAGCAUCCUCUCCUCACAUGGGAUGUCUCAGGACGUGGGCGUGACCGUCGCUGACUUCAGCUUCCUCUGCCCCGCCCUCCUCAACCAGAUCGACGGCGGUGCGUGCGUCCUGCACGGAGGCGCUGCAGAACACGGGGAGAAAGACCAUAAACAUGGUCACGGUCACCAUGGUGACCACAACAACUCGGACCACGACCACAGCGAGCGCUCUGGUGGAGAAAGUGGCAAAAGCAUCACAAUAGCGUGGGUCGGCGGGUUCAUCUCCAUCACGAUCAUCAGCCUGCUGUCCCUGCUCGGCGUCGUCCUCAUCCCGCUCAUGAACAGAGUUUUCUUCAAGUUCCUCCUCAGCUUCCUGGUGGCGCUGGCCGUCGGCACGCUGAGCGGCGACGCCUUCCUUCAUCUCAUCCCGCACUCUCAGGGAGGCCACCAUCACCACCACGAGGAUUCUGGGAUUAAUUUCUCGGAGGGACAUCACCUCCACGAUGAGCGAGAGGAAAACCUGGACGCUGUGUGGAAGGGCCUGACGACUCUGAGCGGAGUCUACUUCAUGUUUCUAAUCGAACACUUCCUGACGUUGGGGAAAAUGUACAAGGACAAGAAGCAAAAGAUCCAGAAGAAGUGGGAUCAGAACGACAAUGCAGAUCCAGAGAAGCAGCCUGCUCUGGAAGAGAACGACCUGAAGCCAGCUGAAGAUGUGGAGACUAAUGGUGCCGGUAUGUUUGGCGACCACUCGAGCGGCCUGCACGGCGGCGGCGUGGCGGAGGAGGAGCAGGUGAUGCUGGCGCCGCAGGUAUCCGUCGUCUCGUCGCAGGGCUACAGCGGGGCGUCGGGGGCCGCCGCCUACACCGCCGAGGACUGCGAGAACAAAUGCCACUCCCACUUCCAUGACACGGUGGGCCGCGACAGCAUGCACCACCACCACCACGACUACCACCACAUCCUGCAUCACCACCACUCCCAGAACCACCACCCUCACAGCCACUCCCACUCCUACUCAGAGCAGCACUUCCAGCAGGCCGGCGUGGCCACGCUCGCCUGGAUGGUCAUCAUGGGAGACGGACUGCACAACUUCAGCGACGGCCUGGCUAUCGGAGCUGCCUUCACUGAGGGUCUGUCCAGCGGCCUCAGCACUUCUGUGGCUGUUUUCUGUCACGAGCUGCCCCACGAGUUAGGUGACUUUGCGGUGCUCCUGAAGGCCGGUAUGACUGUGCGUCAGGCCAUUCUCUAUAACGUGUUGUCGGCCAUGAUGGCCUACUUGGGUAUGGUGACCGGUAUCUUGAUCGGACACUACGCAGAGAACAUCUCCAUGUGGAUAUUCGCCCUCACGGCCGGACUCUUCAUGUAUGUGGCUCUGGUGGACAUGGUCCCUGAGAUGUUGCAUAACGACGCCGGGGACCACGGCUUCAGCCACUGCGGCUUCUUCCUGCUCCAGAACGCCGGCAUCCUGCUGGGCUUCUGCAUAAUGCUGCUAAUCGCCAUUUUUGAGCACAAAAUCCAGCUGGACCUGGGAUACUGAAGGAGGGGUGUUUCGUCCUGAGCUCCAUGUGCAUUCUCGUGUCUCCGUCAGAAGUGUAGUGUGUGUUUUUUAUUUGUUGUUCUAGAGUCGGUCCAGUCACCUCGGUUUAGUUGGUAUUUUCACAUGGCGUAGGAAGACGCAUCAGUUCAAACACGGUAAUGUAGGAAGUUGCCACGUUGAGCCCUCCGUCUGUUGUUGUAGCUGACGCAAGCAGGAGCUCCACAGUCAUGAGCUCCAAACUUCUGCUGCUCGAACUGAGAUCAGCUGUAAAAAUAAUAAUAAUAUUCUCCCAGUGUCGACAAACUCGUGACCCCCAAGUGGGAGAAACCAAAACUCACCACCGGAAGGCUCAUUUGAUCAGUUGUCACUUCUUAGCACUUAAUAUUUCUGAUAAAUCCAAUAAGACGUGAAAGCGGCGCGAGAAAGCUGCUGUUAUGAACCUCUGGCCUCUUUCGCCAUCACAUUUGAUUCAGUUGUUUUUACCCCAUUAUGUUUGAUUUUGUCAACAUUUGUUUUGUUUGUCUGAUGUGUGUUUCUGCUGCUGAGUCGAACCAGAUCAGAUCCGUGUUCCAGGAGAUACGAAGUGCCGUAACUGCGCCUGCUGGGUAACGGGUUACAUUUAAAAGUCCCUCCUAUAAGUAUUUGAGGUGAUGUGUCCAAAUGAGCAUCUUAUACCACAAUCUGCCGAAUUUAUCUCUGCACGCAAUAUUAUCACGAUAAUAAUGAUUUAACAUUAUCGAUUAGUCAUUGUUUGGUCUGUAAAAUGUUGGAAAAUAAUCAAAAACGUUCCGAAAACCUCAAAAUAUUCACAUUUCAGAAGCUGGAACCAGUAUAUUUUUGGAAUUUUUGCCAUAAUAAUAAUAAUAAUAAUUGUUAAUUGUUGUUGCAGAAUCAUUUUCUGUUGGUUUCAGCUAACUGGGAUCAUUUCUGAGUCAACCCAGCGCCCAGUUUGUGUAUUGGAGGUUGUGGCUUAUUGCAACACUGACGGUAAUAAAAAAACUAUUCUUUAACAUUUAUUAGUUAUGAAAAAUGACUGUAGAGGCAAGUUUGCAUUCAUCACUUUAAAAUAUUGAUUGAGGGACUUGGAAAGUGUUACCCAGUACUGUUAAGUUCUCCAUAAAGGGCAACGCACACCGAUCCCGUCUCGCAGCGUGGCGUCCCGUCGGCUCAGGCAGCGGACGCGAUCAAACUGCUGCUCUCCCAGAGUGUUAAAAAUAGGACGGUGGCGCUUUGACGACUCUGAUGUGCCAUAUAAACCUGCAGGAGGGUCUCUGCUGACCCCCAUCAGCAGAUUAAAGGUCUGUCUCAGAGCUGAACGGGACGACCAGAGUGAGGAUGUAAAGCCUGAUCCCCAACGCUACAGCAGAGAUGACACCCGCGGCGUCAUCAGGCCACGUCACCACGUCAGGAGCAGUAUUUGGUCAGGAGCAGUAUUUGGUCAGGAGCAGUAUUUGGUCAGGAGCAGUAUUUGGUCAGGAGCAGUAUUUGGUCAGGAGCAGUAUUUGGUCAGGAGCAGUAUUUGGUAAUCAGAAAUAUAAUGUUACAUGUCCUUCAACACGGACUUGCGGUGUUUUUACAAGUUACGUUUUGUAUGUUGAGUGAAGUCAGCAGGGAAUCCGUCCACUACAGGAAGCUGAUGAAGGAGAAGUGUUGAAAAUCAACACUCACCGUUGCUGUUACGCUCUGAAAGUCUGCUCACGGGUUGUGCUCUCUUUGGCAAACAGCUCCUUAAAUUACUGAAAUGUUUUGUUUUGAUAAUUAAAAAAAAAAAAAAAAAGACUCGAAUGAAAACAUUCAUAAUAGCGAAAAAGACAUUCUGAAGAUAUUUCUGAAAUGCGAUUAGCUGGGCAACAACGAGAUGGAAGCAGAUGUGUUGUUCUCUUGUGAGAAGGGCGCUGAUUUGUCAGGUGCAAAACUAAAUCCAUUUGGAAAGAGAGAGCGCGCCACAUCUUAAAAAACAAAACAAAAAAAACAACGACCGUCUCUCCGGUGAAGCUCUCUGACGUGGAAUCGUGCCGCAGCUCUUCAUAACGUUUGGAUUCAAACAGCAAUGACCCAAAGGACAAAACCGAACCUCGAUGGGUUUUAAUUCGCCUCACAGUCUCAGCACUGGGCAGAGUCGGACUGGUGGUCUCUGUGGGGAGCUGAACGGGAUCUACGUUCCUAUUUGCUCAUCUUCAGAUUACUUUUUUCACAUUUUAAAAGAAAUGUUGCAAACGCACUUAUUUAGUGAUAUUUUAUGUUUGUGAACAUUAAUAAUAAUUAAUAAUAAUUAUAAUUCCGUUGCUUUUAAUGCCGCCUGUUUUUACAGGUAAGCCCUAGACUUGAGAUUACAGUUAAGAAACUGUAUUAUUUUGGCUCGUUUACGCUUAUUGAGCUCCAAACAGCAGCAGAAGUCUUGGAAGUGGCGGUGAGGAUGUCGUAGGACAAAUCCACGACCAGCAGUCAGCAGCUGCGUGCAGACCAUCGCCCCAGACUCCCGAGGCUUACACUUGGACACGUCGGCUGUCGUUGGCGCUUGUAGCGGCCGUUUGAUCGAGCACGUUUGACGUUUUAACCGCGUAGUUUUCUCUUCUUCUGCUUCUACAGCCUGAUGACAUCAACGUUUUCCCCCCUUUUUUAUAUUCCGAGCAGCUGAAUGCGUUUAAAAAGAGGUAGUUAUACACAUUCUCAAUGGUGUAAUUUCUCUUAACAUCUGAUUUCCACUUUCUCCAAAAUAACACUCGCACCACGCAGUGGUUUGCCAGCUGUGUAGACGUAUGACAGAGUCCAACUAUUUCAUAUUUGUCUACACACGAGUGCAACGCUGUAAACAUCACGUUUCACUCCGACUUACCGUGCGAACUCCUUCCUUUUGAGCAAGCGUGGCCCUAACGUGGCCCUCGGGAGCAUCGCUGACCGGUUGGCCGCGACCUUUGACCUCUCGGUGAAAUGUCUGAAAGGGAAAAGCCAAAUGCGACGUGUGGCGUCUGUCCAACGAAGAGCUGAGAAACUCAAAGCUCUCUGACAACAAAAAGGGGGCGCUCAGCAGGCGGACUGUCAGCUGUAGUGUUUUUUUUAAACUUGUUUUUAAUUUAUUUUACUGUUUAUAGUUGAAGAGUUAAUGCGGCAGCUCGACACUGAUCGUGUUCAGAGAAAACUAAUGCUUCUGUUAAUCUUUUGUUAAAAUAUUCCUCCCGUUCAGUUUGAAUUAUCACAGCAGACAUACACAGACGUCCAUCAUGAGCUCCGUUUGAAUGCUUUUCUGCUUUUUUCUUUGUCACUUUUGUUUUUUGCUUUAUUUUUAAAAGCUGCUCUGAUGUUUAGGUCAAAUAACAAAGUUCCCUCACAGGUCAUGAACUUUUUUGAGCAUCAACUGCUCAAAAAAAAACUCAACAAAGCAAGUUCAGUCCAGGCGUGAACCUCUCCGUGUAUAUUACAUGUACAAUAUUAUACUGUGUGUAUAUAUUUAUGUACAAUACUGUACAAGUAUGUGUUUCAUUAGUUUCACUGUCGCUCGUCGGGAAGAACGUGAGUCUCAGUUACAUCGCGCUCAACGCCAACCGAAAGGAUCUCGUUCCGAGGAAACGUUAGCGUGGAAAACACGCAGGAUUGUUCUUUCAUGUUUGUGUCCAAAAGCAAAUGUAAAGUGUUUUGAAGUGAAUCGUUCAUGAAGGUGGAUUCAGUCAUAAAGACGCCUCGCACGGCUCUGCAGUGAAGCCUCGCAGCUCGAGAUGUUUAAUGAUCUGAACUCGGGAGCGUUUUUUAUUGAAAAUGUUUUUAUCGAGUUGCUGAUUUGUGUCAAACUGAAGUCCUGUCCGAAGGGAUCGUCGGGCCCGGACCAAAAAUGAUGUGACGAGUCAAGAAGAGGUCUGAAACAUCGGGACAGCGUCUGUGUCAAAGUGGAAUCACGGCAAGUUUCUAACAAAGUUAGAGUUCAAAUCAAACACAUCACACAAACGUUGCUUUAUUAUGAUUCAUUCCCAACACCAUGACGGUGGGUUUUUUCCCCCUUUAAAAGUUCUCACAAAAUAUAAUAUUUCUUCUUAAUAUGUGAAAAAUAUUUACAACACGACAUUCACUGAGGUUUAUAACCGUGUCGGAGCUCACGGCAGCUGAUCACCUUUGUCUUCUACUCUUUUGGUCCCAAACUGCAGAAAGAAACACUCCACGUUUAAACAGAGCGAAGUGAUGUCUGUCUGUCUGUCUGUUGUCACAGCUUCAACAGUGUUUUCAUGAGUUGAAUCGCUUGAAUGUCUAUUUUUUUUUUUUAAUACACAACCCCGUGAGUUACAUUUGAAAGCAGCUCAGAUCAUCAUUUUGUUAAUUUUGUAAUGUAUUUAGGUAAAUCUCUUGUAUGGCUGUCUAACAAUGCAUGUUUUUCUAAAUGCAAAAUGGUUGUAUACUUACAAAGUAGGGUAUUUUGUCACGACUACCAAAAACUGAUGUAUUUUCACCAAUUGUGAAUGUUCCAACCACCCAGCUUCAAUCAAAAGUGCACCUUCAGCAACACCGACUCGCUGCUUCAAUCACAGCUACCUGAUGCGACAGUUUCUGAUCUGAGCAGUUUCUGAGUCCGGUCAACACCUGUGACCGUCUCCACGGCGAGAGCCUUUCACCAAACUGAUAUUCUGCUGCUCUAAACGGUGUCUCGGUUAUUUUGUCCACCUGUGUAUUGACUCACUGCCUGCAGGCAGCUGCGAUGUUGACUCACUUUCCUGAACACAAAUAAACUUCCUCAGCUUCCCACAGCA
Messenger RNA from Siniperca chuatsi (mandarin fish), 7215 nucleotides. RefSeq names its product solute carrier family 39 member 6 (gene slc39a6). Gene Ontology annotation, biological process: intracellular zinc ion homeostasis; zinc ion import across plasma membrane. The record is from RefSeq and is a predicted model, not a curated record. NCBI's taxonomy places the organism in Eukaryota, Metazoa, Chordata, Actinopteri, Centrarchiformes, Sinipercidae. Gene Ontology annotation, molecular function: zinc ion transmembrane transporter activity. Gene Ontology annotation, cellular component: membrane.